GCGCCGCCUCCCUCCCCGCCCGUUCCAACACCCUCCGGGAACUACUUUGCCCGCUGCCUCCGGCUCACGGGCUCGUCCGCGGGUAAGGCCCCGCUGCCUACACGCAACUCAUCACAUCGCCCCUCCCUCCCCCACCGCCCGGCGUGACUCUCCCAGUGGCCUGAGCUCUCCUCCCGAUCCCUUCGAGGGACCAGGAAGGGGAAUGUGGGGCUCCGCUUGAUAUCCCUCCGCCGGGGUCACCCCCUCCCCUCCGUGGCAGCAGGAACUAAUUCCCCUUCGGGUCACCGGGGACCUGAGGGUGGAAAUCUCACGGAUCAGUGUUCCCUCUGACUCUCGGGAGAAGGGGCCAUCACCCUAAGGAAGAAACCCCCUGCUAGCUCAAAACCGGGUUCGAUUUAAACUAGGGCUUUGGCCCCAUGACCCCAAUCAAGCCCCGCCCCUUCCUGGUUGUCUUAGCGACGGCGGUGGCGUCCCAAGAUGGCGUCGUGGCUGCCGGAGACUCUGUUCGAAAUUGUAGGACAAGGCCCAGCGCCGAGCAAAGACUAUUACCAGUUAUUGGUCACCCGGUCCCAGGUAAUCUUUAGAUGGUGGAAGAUCUCUCUGAGGAGUGAGUAUCGAUCAGCAAAGCCUGGAGAAGCAAAAGACACUCACGAAGAGUUCCUAGAGAACUCCCACCUCCAAGUUCAAAUUGCCUUAAUAUUUGGUGCAAGAGUAUUAGACUAUGUCUUCAAUUUAUGUGAAGGUAAAUUUGACUUCCUUGAACGGCUCUCAGACAAUUUGCUCCUGAGUAUCAUUUCUUAUCUGGAUCUUGAAGAUAUUGCCAGGCUUUCUCAAACAUCACGCAGAUUUGCAAAGCUGUGCAUGUCGGACGAGCUGUGGGAGAAGAUAGUUCACUCUUGCUGUGACACCAUCACACCUGACAUGAGGGCCCUGGCCAAGGAUAUGGGCUGGAGGCAGAUGUUCUUCACCAACAAGCUGCAGCUCCAGCGGCAGAUCCGCAAGAGGAAACAGAAACAAGGGAGCCAUAGAACCAGUCACCUUUAGGGACAUAUCUUCCCACCUGCAGGAGGGCCGAGAGACGGCUGUCUUUUUCUCCUGCGUCCCAAUCUCUUCUGUUUCCUUCGACUGAGCACUAAGAUUUCCUUCGAUUUGAACUGGCUGGUUCAAGGACCCACCCGAGAAGCAUACCCAGCCGGUGUUGGCCCACGGGUGCACCAAAACCCGACUCGGCAGUGCCUUACCUAAACCGCAGUCUCCUGCAGUGAGGGUCAAGUCCGUGGCCCCUGCAAAGGGCUGCAUGACAGGAAGCCCUUGAUACCCAUAAGAAAAGAGGCUUCUGCUAUACAGGAAACAAACAAUAAAUGAUUAUUAGCAGGUUUUUUUUUUUCUACUA
This is a messenger RNA of Panthera uncia (snow leopard), 1393 nucleotides long. RefSeq names its product F-box protein 36 (gene FBXO36). Gene Ontology annotation, biological process: SCF-dependent proteasomal ubiquitin-dependent protein catabolic process. The transcript is spliced from 4 exons. Bases 478 to 1044 code for a protein of 188 amino acids. The record is from RefSeq and is a predicted model, not a curated record. Lineage: Eukaryota; Metazoa; Chordata; Mammalia; Carnivora; Felidae. Gene Ontology annotation, molecular function: protein binding. Gene Ontology annotation, cellular component: SCF ubiquitin ligase complex.